Molecule: messenger RNA, 1056 nt
Organism: Lithohypha guttulata
Lineage: Eukaryota; Fungi; Ascomycota; Eurotiomycetes; Chaetothyriales; Trichomeriaceae
Exons: 1
Coding region: 1-1056 (351 amino acids)
Biological process (GO): sphingolipid biosynthetic process
Cellular component (GO): endoplasmic reticulum membrane
Molecular function (GO): 3-dehydrosphinganine reductase activity
Source: RefSeq, a predicted model, not a curated record
AUGCUACUUGUCGUGUUCUCUGCUGUCAUUGCUGCCAUCGCAGGUCUCGCCGUGAUGGGAUUUCUGACAAGCAGAAAGCAGUUCGAGGUCGUGGAGCGGACAGUCAUUAUCACAGGAGGCUCACAAGGACUUGGUCUUGAACUAGCUAAGCAGUUAUCAGCUAAGGGUGCUAAUAUUGUGAUUGUUGCUCAAACAGUCUCUAAGCUAGAACAUGCUCUCGAGUCUAUUCGCAAUGCGGCUGUACGCCCUGCCGCUCAGAGGUUUAUGUACCUCUCGUACGACCUGCGAUCACCCGAUUCGGCCUCUUCCAUCCUCUCUAAGGUGACUCAAUGGAACGACGGCAUACCAGCAGAUAUUGUCAUCAACUGUGCUGGACAUUGUAUACCUGGAUUUUUCGCUUCAUGCACAGCUGAGACCUUGAGAGACCAAAUGGACACUCUUUACUGGUCCUGUGCUUACAUGGCUCAUUCCACUCUACAACAGUGGACCAAGCCUGUUGAUAAGCAGACACAGAAGAGCUACGACAACAAGCCUAGGCAUCUGAUCUUCACCUCAAGUGUGCUAGCCUUCAUGCCACUUGCUGGCUAUGCUGCCUACAAUCCAGCCAAGGCUGCUAUGAGAGCUUUAGCAGACACACUUAACCAGGAAGUUCAGGUGUACAACGGCACAAGGCUGCAUCCCACUGAAGCAGGUCCUGCUGCUGAGAUAAAGAUUCAUGCUAUCUAUCCUGGUGGUAUCAAAACUCCAGGAUUUGAGAAUGAAAUGAAGCUCAAGCCCGCUCUUACUAACAAGUUAGAAGAGGAUGAUAGACCGCAGCAGCCAGAUGAUCUGGCUAGGAUCAUCAUAGCUGAAUUAGAAGCUGGAAGGUACAUGAUUACGUCUUCAUUCGUUAGCAACGUCAUGAAAGGUUGGGCUAUGGGUGGAAGCCAGCGAACAGGACUGGCAGACUACUUCUGGAAUGGCUUGGGCUCCCUCAUUGUCCUCUUCAUCGCGCCUGAUUUCAUGUCAAAAUGCAGAAAGUGGGGCAAGCAAAAAGGUCUUCAAGCUGCUAUUUGA